This is a messenger RNA of Manduca sexta (tobacco hornworm), 729 nucleotides long. Its product is annotated as membrane-associated progesterone receptor component 1. Gene Ontology annotation, cellular component: membrane; endomembrane system. The transcript is spliced from 3 exons. The coding region runs from base 88 to 612 and encodes 174 amino acids. Lineage: Eukaryota; Metazoa; Arthropoda; Insecta; Lepidoptera; Sphingidae. The record is from RefSeq and is a predicted model, not a curated record.
UGUCAUCACUAUCGUCUCACAAACGACUACGCGAUUACGUACGAGCCAGUACUCUACAUGCGCUUGCGCUGCUAGCACGUAUUCAAAAUGGCGGACGCAGCACCAACAUUCUGGGAGGAAUUAACCAGCCCAUUAAACUUAGUACUAAUUGCAAUCAUAGUGUAUAUAAUAUACAAAAUAAUCAAAUCAAAUUUCGAAUCUGAGAAAUCAUAUCCGCCACCACCGCCGCCGUUACCAAAACUGAGAAAGGAUCUGACUGUCGCUGAAUUGAAGAAAUACGAUGGAACCCAGUCGGAUGGGAGAGUUCUCCUCGCAGUGAAUAGCGUUAUAUUCGAUGUUACUAAAGGGAAGAGAUUCUACGGACCAGGGGGUCCUUAUGCAGCAUUCGCGGGUAAAGACGCUACACGAGGUCUUGCAACUGGCGAGGUAGCUGCAUCUGAAAACGACGAAUACGACCCAUGCAGCGACUUAACCGCGGACGAAAUAGCAUCGGCUAAAGAGUGGGAAGAACAGUUCAGAGAAAAAUACGACAUCGUCGGCCGUCUCCUCAAGCCUGGUGAGACUCCGAACAAAUACAGCGAUGACGAGAGCGAAGAGAAGAAGGCGCAAUAGACAUAAUGUCAUGUGUGAUAUUGUUGAAUAGGUGAUAUAUUAGAACGGUUAAGGGUUAGUUAACCAGCAUUUUGUAAUAAUGGUUGAUAUACUUAUUAAAUUAUGUUUGACUUUGUA